UUCGGUUGGACCCACGUAACCCUGUUGAUCAUAGUAACUCAGUCGCACCUCAUCAUGCAGAACAUCUUCGAGGGCCUCAUUUGGUUCUUGGUACCAGUGUCAAUGAUAAUCUGCAACGACAUCAUGGCCUACUUGUUCGGCUUCUUCUUCGGCCGGACACCUCUCAUCAAGCUGUCGCCUAAAAAAACCUGGGAAGGUUUCAUCGGGGGCGCUUUCGCCACUAUCCUCUUUGGAAUACUAGCCUCCUAUAUGCUUGUUCAGUUUGAUUACUUCGUGUGUCCCAUUGAAUAUGAUGAUGCUAAGCAAGCUCUGUCUAUGGAUUGUGAAAGGUUUGUUUUUAUAAUAGGCUGUGGACCUUGCGGUCUACGGAUGGCCAUAGAAUCAGCCCUGCUGGGCUGCCAGGUUACAGUUGUGGACAAAAGAGACGGCUUCACAAGAAACAAUGUACUGCAUCUAUGGACCUUCUUAAUCCACGAUUUGAAAUCUCUGGCCGCUAAACAGUUCUUUGGGAAGUUUUGUUCCGGAUCUAUCGAUCAUAUUAGUUAG
Helobdella robusta is the source of this 546-nucleotide messenger RNA. RefSeq lists its product as hypothetical. Lineage: Eukaryota; Metazoa; Annelida; Clitellata; Rhynchobdellida; Glossiphoniidae. The record is from RefSeq and is a predicted model, not a curated record. Gene Ontology annotation, molecular function: phosphatidate cytidylyltransferase activity. The transcript has 4 exons. Gene Ontology annotation, cellular component: endoplasmic reticulum membrane. The annotation marks the transcript as partial.